GUUAGUUUUUCCCUUAAUCUGCACCAAAACUCUGCAAAGUUCUUGAUAGAUAUAUUUGGUUAGAGUAAGAAGGCGGCAUCAAUCAUCAUAAUGUUGGUAGAGUUAAAAGACCGGCUUACCCAAGCCAUUCGGGAUAUGAAGAAUGCUACUGUUGUGGAUGAGAGCGUAGUGAAUGAAUGUCUCAAUGAGAUCACCCGGGCACUUCUUCGAGGUGAUGUGCCCUUUCAUUUAGUUAAGGAAUUGGUGAACAAUGUCAAGAAGAGUGCCAAUCUCAACAAUCUGCCAUCAGGGAUCAAUAAGCGCAAAAUUCUUGAAGAGAGCAUAUUUAGUGAGCUCUGCAACAUGUUAAAUCCGGGAAAACCAUCUUUUACCCCGCGAAAGGGGGAAACUAGUGUUGUGAUGUUUGUUGGUUUACAAGGAACUGGGAAGACCACCACGUGUGCCAAAUAUGCCUAUUAUCAUCAGAAGAAGGGAUGGAAACCAGCAUUGAUCUGUGCUGAUACAUUCAGAGAUGGUGCUCUUGACCAGUUAAAACAAGAUGCUGUGAAAGUAGAAAUACCCUAUUAUGGAAGUUCCACAGAGUCAGAUCCUACAGAAGUUGCUUUGGAAGGACUGAAACGGUUCAAGAAUGAAAACCGUGAUCUGAUCAUUAUUGAUACAAGUGGGCGUCACAAACAAGAGGUCGCACUUCUUGAAGAGAUGCGUCAACUGUAUGAGGCAACGAAACCAGAUCUCGUGGUGUUUCUGAUUGAUAGUAGCAUUGGUCAAGCAGCAUUUGAUCAAGCUCGAGCUUUCAAACAGAGUGUCUCUGUUGGAGGUGUGAUUGUCACUAAAUUUGAUGGUCAUGCUAAGGGAGGGGGUGCUAUCAGUGCUGUGGCAGCAACAAAAUGUCCUGUCAUAUUCAUAGGAAACGGAGAGCAGCUGGAUAAGUUUGAAGCUUUCGAUGCCAAGGCUUUUGUUUGUCGUCUCCUAGGUAAGCAUCAUCCAGCUGAGCUAGUGGACAGAUUUCGGGACUCCGUGUCUCUGGAUGAACAGGCUGACUUGUGCCAAAUGUUUACUGAUGGAGAAAACUUUACCUUCAAAAAGUAUCAGGCUGUUGUAAAGCACAAUUACAAGAUGGGUCCUUUAUUGUUAAGUCAAGUCCGGGAUUUGCAGCCAAAUGUCCAGGAAAAUGUGAAACCAGAACAAAUGAAGAAAUAUCUGAUCAUGAUGGAUUCACUAACGAGUGAAGAAUUAAACAGCUCAAACCCAAAGAUUAUGAAGGAAUCUCGGAUCAGGCGCAUAGCACAAGGCUCUGGUUGCCAUGUAGGAGAUGUUAUGAAGAUGUUGGAGCAUUACAAGCAACUCGCAAACAUGUGCACCAGAAGAAAAAUGGAUAAUAUGACUCGAAUGAUUUCAAGAGGCCGGAUGCCAUCAGGCGCUGGCAUGAGUGGUGAUCUCAUGAAUAUGUUCCGACAGCUGAGUUCAUCAGCAGGCAUGGCCAGAAUGCUUAGCGAAGCGAUUUAGGCAAAUCUUCCACAAUAUUUAAUGGUCCACCAAACCACAAUUGAGAAAGGAAGAGGACCAGACUAGAGUGGUAGUUGAAAAAUGAGUUAAUGGUGAUUGCAGACCAUUAAACGAGCAA
Messenger RNA from Coffea arabica (coffee), 1624 nucleotides. Its product is annotated as signal recognition particle subunit SRP54 2. Gene Ontology annotation, molecular function: ATP hydrolysis activity; GTPase activity; 7S RNA binding. The record is from RefSeq and is a predicted model, not a curated record. NCBI's taxonomy places the organism in Eukaryota, Viridiplantae, Streptophyta, Magnoliopsida, Gentianales, Rubiaceae. Gene Ontology annotation, cellular component: signal recognition particle, endoplasmic reticulum targeting; cytosol. Gene Ontology annotation, biological process: SRP-dependent cotranslational protein targeting to membrane, translocation; SRP-dependent cotranslational protein targeting to membrane.